Molecule: messenger RNA, 357 nt
Organism: Colletotrichum siamense
Lineage: Eukaryota; Fungi; Ascomycota; Sordariomycetes; Glomerellales; Glomerellaceae
Exons: 2
Coding region: 1-357 (118 amino acids)
Source: RefSeq, a predicted model, not a curated record
AUGCCCGAAGCCUCUGUGGAUCCUGGCUACGGCAGUCUGAGAAGAAAGGUCACACUUGCUUGUGACUAUUGCCGCAAGAAACGAAUAAGCUCAUUCUCUGGCGGCGAAUACCUUCCCUCCUCUCCUAAUGUAGCAAGCUCCAUCAAAAUCGUUGCUACCAAUGAUCUAGACGAUGAAGACCCUGAUUCCGAAGAAGAUGUGUUUCCGCCAGCGACUGAGUGGCGAGGCGGACUUGUGUCUGUGUUGAUGGAUGCCAGCACUCCGGAUUCCUUGUAUGUAUCAGUCAUGCCCUCAGCCACUCUUCAAGAACAAGGGCUAAGGUCAAGCGCCGAGACGCAUCUAGUUGGAAAACGGUAG